Messenger RNA from Erythranthe guttata (spotted monkey flower), 1001 nucleotides. RefSeq lists its product as uncharacterized. Gene Ontology annotation, cellular component: mitochondrial membrane. Lineage: Eukaryota; Viridiplantae; Streptophyta; Magnoliopsida; Lamiales; Phrymaceae. The record is from RefSeq and is a predicted model, not a curated record.
ACCAAAUGUGGAAUUGAUGCAAAAUUGAGGGACGAACUCUGUAAUUUUCCCAUUUAUUUUAGAGAAUCAAAAGCUAAGAAAGUUUGCAAACGCGCCUGAAGGAAAGCACGCAAGAAACAUUGCAACAUUCCACUGAAAGUCCGACUUGGAAAACUAAGCUGAAGCACAUCGUCCGCCGCAAGCACCGUCCUCCGCCGUCCGCCGUCAUCAAAUCGUCGUCCGGCUAAAACAAGAGCUACUGUAGUUUCUAUGGUCUGAGGAAAAAAUGACGAUCGUUCAUAUGGCAGCAGUUCAGCCGCCCAAGAAGGUCGAUAAGCAAUCAGCAUCGUCCACCGCCAGCUGGCAGUCUUCGGCUCCAAAGUUCAAACGUUGGGGCAGAAGAUCUCCGUUUAUUAGAUACGGUCUUCCGAUGAUUUCACUCACUGUGUUUGGAGCUCUAGGACUUGGCCAUCUACUUCAAGGAAGCAAGGAUAUUGCAAAAGUGAAGGAUGAUCAAGAAUGGGAGAUUAUCGAGACAAGAAAAGCACUGUCCAGAACAGGACCCGUGGAUGCCUACAAACCGAAAAAUAUUUCUCUCGAGGAAGAGCUCAAGGCUCUGCAGCAAAAAGUCGACAUAGAAAAUUACGAAUACAAGAAGAUUCCCAAGCUGAAUGAAGGCAAAUGAAGCUAAGAUUUAUCUCUCUUCCUCGUUUUUUUCUGGCAUAUAGAGAGAAUAAGCUCAACUCAUAUGCAUUGCUUGCAUUCGUUUUCGUUAGUAGCUUGAAACAUUAGUUAUUAAAUUUUGACUGCCGUAACAAGAAAUUGAAGACACAUUUGGUCAACUUGUACUUGUUUUCACUCGAACAAAAUUACGAAGAACUCGUAAUAACAGUAGGAGUGUAGAGUCGAGCUCGCUCGAUGCUGUUUAUUUCAGAGCUCAUUCUCACCAGUGAACCCUCGUGUGCUUUUAGACACCUAAGCUAGUUUCAUUUUAAUAAUGAAAAAUAGGGUAAAUUCCACUU